Messenger RNA from Sesamum indicum (sesame), 1408 nucleotides. It is a transcript of the gene SWEET3, whose product is annotated as Nodulin MtN3 family protein. The record is from RefSeq and is a predicted model, not a curated record. Gene Ontology annotation, cellular component: membrane. Lineage: Eukaryota; Viridiplantae; Streptophyta; Magnoliopsida; Lamiales; Pedaliaceae. Gene Ontology annotation, molecular function: sugar transmembrane transporter activity. Gene Ontology annotation, biological process: carbohydrate transport.
GUAGAAAAUUAAAUAUAAAAAUACCAAGUCGCUUCCAAUGGUCAGUGGAAGUGUUGUGACAUCUUCCACUUGCAAGAGAACCAAAUGGCAAAUUAUCACUAUUAUGUUGUUCUGUUUCAGCUUCUCUCUCUCUCUUUAUUUUUUCAAAUUCUUAUGUUGAUUAUUUGGCACCACAAGUUCAUAAGAUGUGAACUGCACUGCUUUUCUUAUUCUUACAAUUUUCUGCAUGGUUGCUCCCUGUCCCAACUUUAUUUUUACUAUAUAUACCCCCGGAAGGAUAGUAAAGAAGAGCAACAAUAAUUUGCAGUAGUUCUUGCCACAUCAAUUUUCAAUCAAAGACAUGGAAGAGAAACUUCGCUUGGCAGUAGGCAUUAUGGGGAAUGCAACGUCUCUGCUACUUUAUGCUGCACCAAUAUUAACUUUCUCACGGGUGAUAAAAAAGAGAAGCACUGAAGAGUUUUCAUGCGUGCCAUAUAUCUUAGCCCUGUUGAACUGUUUCCUUUACACUUGGUACGGCUUGCCAGUUGUAAGCUACAAGUGGGAAAACUUUCCGGUGGUCACCAUUAAUGGAUUAGGGAUUCUUCUGGAGAUCUCCUUCAUACUGAUAUAUUUCUACUUUGCUCCAGCUAAUGGAAAGAAGAAGGUGGCCAUGUUAACUAUACCUGUUCUCCUGGUGUCCUGCCUUGUUGCAAUAUUAUCAGCAUUUGUAUUUCAUGAUCAUCAUCAUCGCAAGGCAUUUGUUGGAAGCGUCGGACUGGUAGCAUCUGUAGCAAUGUAUGGUUCUCCACUGGUGGUUGUGAAACAAGUGAUACAGACCAAGAGCGUGGAAUUUAUGCCAUUCUACUUGUCAUUUUUCUCGUUUCUUGCUAGUUCACUUUGGAUGGCUUAUGGACUUCUCAGCCAUGAUCUUUUUCUAGCGUCCCCAAACCUGGUCGGCAGCCCUCUAGGAAUCCUUCAGCUUGUGCUGUACUGUAUGUACAGAAAAAAGAGAACUACUGAACAACCUCAGAAAUGGGAUCUGGAAAUCAAUUGUGAGAAACCAAUACAACACCUGAAGCUGAACGAAGAAAAUGAAGAGAAACCAGUGCAGUAUCUAAAGGUGAAUGAAGAAAAUGAUGACGAGAAAACAAAACAGCAGUUGCAGCUGGUGGUCACUGAUACAACAAAUGGAAAAAGUUGAAGAACUUCAUGGAGAAGGUUGAAUGCACGAACAAUAUAUGCUAUAGAGAAAGAGAUAGAUGCAGAAACUUACCUCAUUUUGCCUCAACAUACAACAAACAGUUGGGGGGUGGAAGAGAAACUACAGUAUCUACAUGAAAUUAUACCAAGAUUGUACCUCGUAGUUUGUUAAAUCACAACAAGAGCUGUUCAUCUUUUUGCAAUAAAAUCAUCUUCAACUUCAAAAGCA